Messenger RNA from Symbiodinium natans, 1395 nucleotides. NCBI's taxonomy places the organism in Eukaryota, Dinophyceae, Suessiales, Symbiodiniaceae. The record is from the annotation of a GenBank genome assembly.
AUGGAGAGCUCGACCUGGGACGUCGAUGUCGCCAUCGAGAAGGUGGGCAUGGGCCGUGGGCAAUGGAUUCUUUUCUCCCUCGUCGCGCUCUUCCUUCUGGCUGAUGGUGUGGAGGUGUCAUACCUCUCCUAUGUCACCAGGGUGCUACAGGUAGAGUGGCACUUGAGUGCAGAACAAGAGGCCCGGAUUAUUUCCAUGGUGUUCUGGGGCGAGGUCCUGGGCGCCCCAGUGUGGGGCAUUCUCGCUGACAGGGUCGGGCGGCGGCCCGCAUUCUUGUGGUCUGCCUUGGUGAUCUCCGUCGCCGGCUUCGCCGCAGCCCUCUGCCAGAGCGUGCUCCAUCUUACCCUGGUGCGGGCUGCCGUGGGCUUCGGGAUCGCGGGCCAGACGGCAGCCUUCGACAUCUUCGCCGAAUCGCUGCCAUCGUCGCAUCGCGGCGUGCUGCUGAUGUGGACCAUGUUCUUCCCUUCCUUGGGAUCCAUCUACAGCACCUUCGUGGCCUCACUCAUCUUGGAGCCGUGCGGCUGGCAGGCCUUCACUGUGGCAUGCGCCGUUCCCACCACCCUUGCCCUUCUUCUGAGUGUCUGGCUCCUGCCGGAGUCGGCUCAUUGGCUCGCCAGCCAGUCUAGAGGAGAAGAGGCUGCCCAAAUUGUCGCAGUGUGGGCCCGGUGGAAUGCUUCCCCACAUGAGUUCGCCUCGCUGACCGUGCCGGAGGAACUGGAGGACGUCGAUUUUGCUUCGCUGGCAAGAGACGGCAAGCUGCGGCGCAAGUUCAUGCUCCUGAGCGUCGUUUGGCUUGGGUUUGGCGCUGCGUUCUACGGGAUCUCAUUCUUCGUGCCGCACCUCUUUUCAGAGGUGACGACUGACAACACCGACGCUACCAGCGUCUCCAAAGUCACGUUCGACUUUGGGCAAAUAUUAAUUGCGAGAAGCUCACAGAUUGUGGGCCUGGUGUUUGGCGUACUUCUAAUCGACCGCGCGGGGCGCAAACCGGUCCAGAUCGUCGGCUUCCUUCUCGCAGGUGUUGCGUCAUUCUUCUUGGGUUUCAAAUCCCUGGGGAAGACCGCCAUUGUCAUGUUCACGUCUCUUGCGUCGGCCAGCGAGAACGCAGCAUCGACAUGCACGUGGGUGCACACUCCGGAGCUUUUUCCAACCCAGGUGCGGGGUCUCGCACAUUCGCUGCUCAACGCAUGUGCGCGUGUCGGUGGAGCGAUCGCGCCAUACAUCGUUGCAACGCCGGUUCCAUGGUCGGCCUUCCUCAUUGCCGGAUUCUCCGGAGCUGCCGGCCUUGCGGUGUGUGGCUUAGAGGAGACAGCUGGGAAAAGCCUCGAUGACUAUCACGACAUUGACACCGAUGUGGAUAGUGACAGUGACAGCAAUGCUGAAUUAUCUGAGUAG